UUAUUUUUGUUUGAAAGUUUGAAUGUAUGGAUGGUCCUCUAAUUGCACACCUAAUUCCUCUCAACUGUGAACAAAAAUGUCCCUCACUCUCAACCUUCCAACCCCUUCUUUCUCUCCCCGCUACAACAACCGAACCAUUUCAUGUUCCUUCUCUUCACAAUCUCUCAAGUGUAAGAGAGACUACACGAGUGUGAUGAUAGUGCCCACUGGUGUUGGAGCCGCUAUUGGUGGAUUCGCGGGUGACUCUUUGCCUGUUGCUCGCGCUCUUUCUUCCGUUGUUGAUUGCCUUAUCACUCACCCUAAUGUUCUUAAUGCAGCAAUGCUAUACUGGCCAAUGCCUAAUACGUUAUAUGUUGAAGGUUAUGCUCUUGACAGAUUUGCAGAAGGUUCAUGGGCCUUACAACCUGUUCACCAAAAUAGGGUUGGAAUAGUUCUUGAUGCCGGUAUAGAGGAAGAGCUUCGGAUUCGCCAGUUACAAGUAGCCGAUGCUGCAAGGGCUUCCCUUGGAUUGCCUGUUGUAGAAUAUAUUGUCACAGACACUCCACUUGAGGUAGAGAAAUGGAUUGAUCCCAAAACUGGAAAAUCGACAGGGAGAAUUAAACACCCUGAUUCUUUACUUAGAGCUGUGCAGACCUUAGUGAGUAGGUCAAAAGUGAAUGCUGUUGCUGUUGUCGGGCGUUUCCCAGACGACGAUACUGAUGAUGUUGAUGAGUAUCGGCAGGGAUUGGGAGUAGACCUACUGGCGGGAGUUGAGGCAGUUAUAAGCCAUCUAGUAGUGAAGGAGUUCCAAAUUCCUUGUGCACAUGCUCCUGCAAUGGCUCCAAUUCCUUUAAGUCCAUCUUUAAGUCCCAAAUCAGCAGCUGAGGAGAUUGGGUAUACUUUCCUGCCAUGUGUGCUAGCUGGCCUCAGUAAAGCUCCACAAUACUUGGUCAUGCAUUCUGAAUCAAUGGAAAAGGGUUGCAUAUUGGGAAGUGAUGUGGAUUCUGUAGUCCUUCCUAAAGAUGCUUGUGGAGGGGAUGGAACUCUUGCUUUUGCAAGAAAUGAAAAACAUAAGCCACUUAUCAUUACCGUGGAUGAAAAUGAAACUGUUCUGGAUGAUACUGCAGAUAAACUUGGUUUUGAAGCGCUGCAUGUCUCAAAUUAUUGGGAGGCUAUUGGAGUAAUUGCUGCUCACAAAGCGGGGAUAGAUCCAUUUUCACUUAGAAGAAAUAAAAUUCCUAACAUCGGUUGCACUUCUUCUAUGCCGGUUAAUGGCCACUCGAAUACAAGAGAAAGAGUUAUCAACUGUUAUAAAUUUUGAGAGCUCAAUGCUAGUAUAUAGUUUUUAAUUUUGGUAUAUUAACCAUUAGAGGAAAUAGUAUAUUGUGUUCUGGAUUUUAGGUCUUGUAGCCAUUUGUAUUUCUGAGAAGGUAGCAAUUGUUUUACUUCUAAGUUCUAACUAUCUUGUAAGACAGGGUAGGAUCAAGUUUGCAGUAUAUACUGAAUUGGUUUCGAAGCAAGGUUAACACAGUUGGGUUUCACCCCUCAUUUGGGUA
Lathyrus oleraceus (garden pea) is the source of this 1535-nucleotide messenger RNA. RefSeq lists its product as uncharacterized. The transcript has 9 exons. NCBI's taxonomy places the organism in Eukaryota, Viridiplantae, Streptophyta, Magnoliopsida, Fabales, Fabaceae. The record is from RefSeq and is a predicted model, not a curated record. The coding region runs from base 77 to 1300 and encodes 407 amino acids.